AUGAUUGCCAGCCGUUUACCAAUACUCCAGUUGAUGAAACGUUUAACGUGGACCUUCCAUCCAUUUCUCCGUACUCCGUUUGACAAGGCAAUACUCCACCUCCACCUCGAGAGGUCUAUUGAAGAAGAAUGUUUGGCUGAUGAUUCGCGGGUCUACAUCACCAUCAUCACCAUCAUCACCAUCAUCGUCACUGUUCACAUUCUCUUCUCUAUCCCCAUUCUCGUCUUCAUCGUCAUCUUCUUACUGGUCCGUCUUGUCUUCAAGAUCUUUCCGCCCAUCUUCCGCAACCCCUAG
Molecule: messenger RNA, 294 nt
Organism: Clonostachys rhizophaga
Lineage: Eukaryota; Fungi; Ascomycota; Sordariomycetes; Hypocreales; Bionectriaceae
Source: the annotation of a GenBank genome assembly